Molecule: messenger RNA, 3905 nt
Organism: Pygocentrus nattereri (red-bellied piranha)
Lineage: Eukaryota; Metazoa; Chordata; Actinopteri; Characiformes; Serrasalmidae
Gene: ccdc43
Product: coiled-coil domain containing 43
Exons: 5
Coding region: 54-686 (210 amino acids)
Source: RefSeq, a predicted model, not a curated record
CGGCGUUCUCGGAGGACUACUACUACUCGGUGCGAGGACCCCAGAGAGGCAGCAUGGCGGGCCCGGCGGAGUUUGAGUCGUGGCUGUGUUCACGGCUGGACGCGCUGCAGGUGGACCGGGACGUUUAUGGAACUUAUAUCCGCAGCCUGCUGGAGGAGGAGGAGAGCGAGGCGGAGCGCCUGGAGGUUCUGAGGGCCACUCUGUCCGCUGUGCUGGAGGAUGACACACUUGAGGAGGUCUGUCAGCAGAUAUUAAAACAGUGGACAGACUGCUGCUCUCGAUCCGCAGCGGCCGGCAGCCACCCAGAAGAUGAGGUUCAGGCCAUUGCCAGUCUGAUAGAGAAGCAGGCCCAGAUUGUGGUCAGACAGAAGGAAGUGACUGAGGAGGACAAGAAAAGGAAAGAAGCAUUACUUGCCCAAUACGCCAAUGUCACAGAUGAGGAAGAUGAGGGCGAUGAAGCAGAGGAGCUCGGAGCUGUGGCAAUCCCCAGUGACAAAUCCCUCUUCAAGAACACCAACGUGGAGGACGUCCUGAAUCGGCGCCGGCAGCAACGUGAGCAGGCGAAGGAGGACGCACAUAAGAAGAAGGAGCAGGACAAGAUGCAGAGGGAGAAAGACAAGCUGACAAAACAGGAGCGCAAGGAGAAGGAGAAGAAACGCACACAGAAGGGGGAGCGCAAAAGAUAGACGGGAGACGCAUCAGUGGAAUCCAUUUUUGGACUACAUAGAUUCUUUACUGAGAAAACAAUGUCACCUCUGCAGGCUGUGUUCUGAUGUAAGGUGUCGGCUCCCAGUUGAAUAUUUUUCUACAAGUGACGUGUCGCUCUGCUGGGGUAUUGUAACCCAGGGCCUGAUUGACUAAAGCCAUAGCACACAUGCAGUUACUGAUCAUGUCCAUCCAAACCCAACAACAGUGCUUCUCAGUUCUCAGUCUAGGUCUAGUGACCCAGUGGAUUGCAUAUUAGUGGUUUUCCUGCUCAAAAACAUUUGGCUUAUUUUGUGAAGAUACUGGGGUUGGACUUAGGAACAGCUGAAGGUAAAGUUAUGAAGGUUCUUAAAUUGAGAAAAUGAGAAUUUACUGAUUUUUUUCAACACGUCUGCGUAAUUAAGUUCUGAGAAGUCUUUCAGGGUGGUUUGAUGUGAAACGCUUCAUUGUAGAAAAACUUGCCAACCUAGUUUUAUGUACAGUGAUAGUGAUUGGAACCAGAGGUCGCCAUGUCUAACACAAAUAAUUUUAUGACAUCCUAAAUGACCAGUGAUCCUGCCCACAUCUUCUGAGUUUUAUUAUACUGCCGAUGAUGAUGAUGAUGAUGAUGAUGAUGAUGAUGAUGAUGAUGAUGAUAAAUCAGAAAAAAAUUGUUUCUCUUCUGUACCUUUCUGCCAUGAAUGGAUUACUGAUCAGUGUAAAAAUAUUUUAAUAAUUUAAGGUCAAAAUCUUAACUGAUGUCUCAAGUAUCAGGAAGUGUAUUCAAAACCAUUUCAUGUUAUAACUUCCUCUGAGGUAUCUUGUAGAGGCAAUGAAAGCUUUAGACAUUUGGUUCUGGCCACCACCACUGUGAACAAUUCUAACCUAGUAAGUUUCUCUAGAAUGUAGCAUUUCACAUCAAACCACUCUGAAUUACUUCUUUGCAUCUUGACAAUUAAGUCAGACUAAUUUGAAAUAUAAAUAAAUUGCUUUUUUUUGGGAAUUAAAAGGAAAGAAACUUUCAAAUAUUCUUUAAAGUGUGAGGUAAAGUGUGUAAUUUGUUCACAUUCUGACAUUCACUGUUUUCCUAAUUGACAAUUGUUUUUAGGUAAGAACACAACACACUUAAGCAGGAAGGUGCAAAUAAUUCUGCGGUUUAAGGAGACAAGAAUCUGACAAGGAUUUUUUUUCUUAGUACCUUUCUUAAGAACAGAUUUGAGAAAACUUCGGAAGAUAUCGGAGCUUGAGGCCCAUUUUUUUCAAGAAUGAAUCGCACAAAUGUUCUUGAGGAAAAAGCUGAGGUAUUUGAUAGUUUUAUGUCCGCUUUUCUUUCUAAUGAUCCCUGAUCAUUCAUUGAUUAGUUGAACCAGGUCUUUGAAAACAGGAAGAGAACUGUGAAUGUUAGGUGCGUCGGGUCGUAAGGACUAACACUAAGAACCACUUAAGUGUCAUGACUGAGUAAUGAGUUUAUCAUGAAUCAGCGAUCACUAAUCAGGUGACUAGAAUUUACUGACUUUUUUAACAUACUCAGCGCCACUUGCUUUAGUAAAUCUGGCACGUUAUUUCAUUAAGCAUGAACCUGAAUGGUGUAAAGCCUCUUUGUUUAUCAUAUAAAGGUUUUUUGUUUUUCUUUAAAAGAUUGAGAGCCCAUACAUGCCAUUAUGUUGAAGCUGCUUCUUGGAGGUAAACCUGUGUGCUUUCCUCUUUGUGUUAUCUGGGUAGGUCAACAUGAGAUCCAACAGAAAUGGCACACAGGAGUGGUCUUUUUGCUUUCAGCUAACCUGCUUAAAAGCCUUCCCAAACUUGAAACUGCCACAAGCCGCCUUUACACGUAGCAAUACUCAAAGCGUGCUCACAAAUGACUCAAAAAGGUGAGCUGUCUGCUUACAGAUAAACGGGGACUGGACAUUAAGACACUAAAUAGCAUAUGGUGUUCUAUGGUCAUGUUUUUUACGCUGUUGCUUUUUCCUGUUGUGUCCAAUACUGAUGAGUGACACACAAUGAAUUUUUGUGUAUUUAGAAAACCUUUUGACUCAAAACAUAAUUAUUACAGAGGCUAAUGGGCAGUUGCUAAAGAAAGUGAUGGAGCACCUGCGCACUGGUUUCUGUUGUGUGUUGAUGCAACUUUUCUGUUCUUUUUCACUGCAUGAAUUAUCUUGGCAAGCUAAAAGAUUGCAAACCUAGGUAAUAUACAUCAUUUUGAGACUGCUGUAAUAGUAAAUUAUUCUACUUAUUUUAGUAUGUAUUUUAUCUUGUUUUCAGACAUUUUGUCCAGAGAAUUUUAUUCUGUUGGCAGAUAAUUGUAGUUUUUCCAGAAAUUAUUGAAGUUAAUCUGCCAGGAGUAAGAAUUUCACUAGAUAAAAUGAUUGAAGGAAGUAAAAAAAACUUUUAGAAAUUAAAUAACCCUUAAAUUCUUAUAACAGUCUGGAAAUGAGAAAUAUUAGAUAUUUUCCAUACAAUUGAAUAUUUAAUUUUCCAAGAUAAUUUUAUGUAAGAUAACUUAAUUUUCCUUUUUUUUUUUCUAAAUACAGGGAACUGUGUCUGUCGUCCUGGUAAUGAAACUAAUGCUACAGAUGCAGCUAAUCAAGGUUAGGUUAAAAAAUGCUAGUGUGUUUGUGGUAUUUUACUGUUAAAGCAGAAAAGAGGAUUGUGUAUUUUCCUAACGUUUGUUUGAAGCUGCUACAUGUGCCAAUCCGUACCUCGCAGAAUGCCUUCUUAUGCACCAUGUGGGCUGCACUGUAUACACAUGGACCCUUGUGACCCCUUACUGUCCUUUAAUCAACAUGCUAAGAAUGUGAGGGGUAAUACUCAGACAAGCAAAGGCAUUCUGCAAGUCAGUUACACAAACAUUUUUUUCCUUCCAGACUCUACUUGUUUUUCUGAAAUGUUUUGUAGUGUGAGAUCUUAUUUGAUUACUGACUUAUUCUUUUGUUAACGAUUUUGUUUUAAUGAACUGAUUUUGGGAAUAUUGUGGUCCCGUCGUCCCGUCCCGCCCCUACCCCCCACCCCCACCCCUGAUGCAAUUCUUACAAUGGGUGCAUUUUAAUACCUUUCCAAAUAACUAUAAAAAUUGCAGUGAAGCAUCAGUUUGGGUUUUGACUUUAUUGUUAUACUGUAUAAUUUAUUUGUAGUAGUAACUGAUAACAAAAAGAGGACCAAUGCAACAUUAAUCAGGAACCGAAACAUUAAAAUGUGUCGUGAACAGUGACAGUCCCUGACAA